AUGCAUUCCGCCAUGGCUUUUAGGGCACGCCCAGUGGCCUUUCUGCGCCAGCGCAUUGGGUCCUGCCGGUUGGUGGGCAGGACCCGCGGACUGGCAACGGUAUCUGAUGGCGCGCAUUUUCUUCGAGCCGGAAAUAGACCUUACGAUGUUGUCGUCAUUGGAGGCGGUCAUGCCGGAUCAGAGGCAUGCGCCGCCGCCGCUCGCUCUGGCGCGCGCACCGCACUGGUGACGCCGUCGCUGUCGAAUAUCGGAGUCUGCUCGUGUAAUCCCAGUUUCGGCGGAAUCGGUAAGGGCACAAUGAUUCGCGAGGUGGAUGCCAUGGAUGGUGUUGCGGGACGCAUUAUCGACAAAGCCGGCGUUAUGUUUCGGGUCUUGAACCGCUCCAAGGGCCCGGCCGUGUGGGGACCGCGUGCGCAAAUCGACCGCGAUCUGUACCACAAGCAUAUGACGGAGGAAUUGGUCAAUACCCAGGGUCUCAGCAUUGUUGAGGGCAAGGUCGCUGAUAUUGUGAUCUCGAAGGAGGAAUUGGAUAACAACCCUGGUGCUCAGGGCAAAAUCGUUGGCGUCCGCUUGGAGUCGGGUGAGGUAAUUCCUACCGGCCGGGUGGUUAUCACGACGGGGACCUUCUUAGGGGGUGAAAUUCACGUUGGACUGAAAAGCUACCCCUCGGGACGAAUGGGCGAGGCCCCGACCUAUGGUCUGAGCAAGUCUCUGCGUGACGCUGGUUUCCAGCUGGGCCGCUUGAAGACAGGAACCCCGCCCCGGUUGGACUCGAAGUCGAUUGAUUUCUCGGCUUUAGAGAUUCAGCGAGGUGACUCACCCCCGAUGCCCUUCUCCUAUCUCAAUUCGACCGUCGAGGUUGGCGAUGAGGGCCAGCUUACAUGCUGGUUGACCCACACCAACGAAGCAUCGCAUGAGAUCAUCCGGGCCAAUCUGGAGAAUUCUAUACAUAUCAGGGAGACAGUCCGGGGACCACGCUACUGCCCAUCCUUGGAGUCCAAGAUCAUCCGAUUCAAGGAUAAAACACAGCAUCAGAUCUGGCUCGAACCAGAAGGCUUCGCACCUAACAACGUGAUCUAUCCGAACGGCAUCUCGAUGACUGUUCCCGAGGAUGCGCAGUACGCUAUGUUGCGAACUGUCCGCGGGCUGGAAAAUGUCCGUAUGCUUCAGCCAGGCUACGGAGUGGAAUAUGACUACAUUGACCCUCGCAACCUGCGACCAACGCUCGAGACCAAGCUGAUCAGCGGUCUGUACUUGGCUGGCCAGAUUAACGGCACAACGGGCUAUGAGGAGGCAGCCGGACAGGGUAUCAUUGCCGGCAUUAAUGCCGGUCUGGCCUCGCAGAACCGGCAGCCGAUGACCCUCACCCGCUCAGACGGGUUCAUUGGUAUCAUGAUCGACGACCUGAUCACCAAGGGAGUAUCCGAGCCGUACCGGAUGUUCACGACUCGAAGUGAAUAUCGCAUUUCCACCCGCUCUGACAACGCCGACCUGCGCCUUACCCGUAUGGCUCGCGAUGCCGGGGUCGUGGGCGACAAGCGCUGGCAGCAUUUCAGCGACACCGAGGCCCAGAUCCAGGAAUUGCAGUCCCUUCUGGAAAAUACGAGACUAUCCUCGACCGCCUGGUCUCGCAAAGGCUUCAAGGUCCGCGCCGACACUUCCAUCCGCUCCGCUCUGGACAUCCUUUGUCUCGACGGGGCAGAUAUCAACACCCUGAUUCCGCACAUGGACGCCGCUCCCGGAACAGCGUACAGCCCAGCAUCAUUCGCGCCGGAAAUCCGCACCCGCGUCGCCAUCGAAGGCCGCUACGCGCCGUACCUGAAACGGCAAGAGAAGAUGGCCCAACGGUUCCAGCAAGAUGAGAACUUGCUUUUGCCUGCGGACCUCGACUACAGCACGAUCUUCGGUAUCAGCAAUGAGGAAAAGCAAGCGCUUGAGCGUGUGCGUCCUUCUAGCGUUGGUAUGGCAAGACGGAUCGAAGGCGUCACGCCUGCCGGUGCGCUUCGCCUGCUGAUGCAUGUGCGGAAAGGCCGCGGGUUCACCAAGGAGAUAUCCGAAGACUCUGCCCUGGCAGAGGCUUUGGGUUCUUCGCCUUGA
Messenger RNA from Penicillium canariense, 2097 nucleotides. Its product is annotated as tRNA modification protein MTO1. Gene Ontology annotation, molecular function: flavin adenine dinucleotide binding. Bases 1 to 2097 code for a protein of 698 amino acids. Gene Ontology annotation, biological process: tRNA wobble uridine modification; tRNA methylation. Gene Ontology annotation, cellular component: cytosol. The record is from RefSeq and is a predicted model, not a curated record. The transcript is spliced from 2 exons. Lineage: Eukaryota; Fungi; Ascomycota; Eurotiomycetes; Eurotiales; Aspergillaceae.